This is a messenger RNA of Anopheles stephensi (Asian malaria mosquito), 5149 nucleotides long. RefSeq names its product polyadenylate-binding protein (gene pAbp). The coding region runs from base 711 to 2642 and encodes 643 amino acids. The record is from RefSeq and is a predicted model, not a curated record. Lineage: Eukaryota; Metazoa; Arthropoda; Insecta; Diptera; Culicidae. The transcript is spliced from 3 exons. Gene Ontology annotation, cellular component: ribonucleoprotein complex. Gene Ontology annotation, molecular function: RNA binding.
CUCGACUUGACGCGUCCGACGGCGAACCGCUGCCAUCUUGCUCGUGUCGCUGAAGUUGUGCGGUUGUGCUUCUGGAACAAGAUCGCACGGCCACUCACAUUUUUUUGUGAAUAAAAAAUACCAACAAAAAUCUACAAAAAAAUCAUAAAAAAUACAAAAACCACCCCCAAAAAAAUCGCAAAAUCGUGAAAAACAGGCAAACAGCCAACAACAACAACCGCUCUACAUUAUCUAUCCCUCGUUGCGAGAAAAGGCAAACGCGUAUCGUAAUUUUCUUUUCCCCCCCCAUUUCACAAAGAGCAGAGUUGUGCGUGCGUGUGUGUCCGUUAGCGGAAAGUCGUGCGUGAAAAUCUUCCCGGAAAGAAAAUCGUCGACGUCAGCCUACUGUGCGUGGCAGAUAUUUGGUGUGUGCGUGUGUCGGUGGUAAAAGGAUCCUUCGCCAAAAUCUUUCACUUCACCAGUGGUGUGGUGUGUGUUACGGUGGUUGACUCAGCAGCAGCAGAGUGAACCCCACUUUUCGGAAGCAACUUUCCUCGCGUCCAUUGCUCUUUCGCACCCCCGCCGUCUGCGGCUACGUGUCAGUGAGUGAGAGUGCGAGCGUGAUUCGUGACCGGAAUCCACCGUUUCCCGUGCGCUGCAUCAAACCCCGUUCCCAGUGAAAGUACCUUACGCGCUUCACCCCCGGAAAGAGUUUCGACAGAGCAACCAAAAUGAAUCCCGGAGCACCGAACUACCAGAUGGCCUCGCUGUACGUCGGCGACCUGCACUCGGACAUUACGGAGGCGACGCUGUUCGAGAAGUUCUCAUCGGCCGGUCCGGUACUGUCCAUCCGCGUAUGCCGUGAUCUGAUCACACGUCGUUCGCUGGGCUACGCGUACGUCAACUUUCAGCAGCCAGCCGAUGCUGAACGCGCAUUGGAUACCAUGAACUUCGAUUCGCUCAAGGGCCGCCCGAUCCGUAUCAUGUGGUCGCAGCGCGACCCUUCGCUGCGCAAAUCCGGCGUCGGCAACGUGUUCAUCAAGAAUCUGGACAAAAAAAUCGACAACAAGGCAAUGUACGAUACGUUCUCGGCAUUCGGUAACAUCCUUAGCUGCAAGAUAGCGCAGGACGAGAAGGGCCAAAGCAAGGGUUACGGGUUCGUGCACUUUGAGACGGAGGAAUCAGCCAACAGCUCGAUCGACCGCGUCAACGGUAUGCUGCUGAACGAGAAGAAGGUGUUCGUUGGCCGCUUCAUCUCGCGCAAGGAGCGCGAGAAGGAGCUCGGCGAGAAGGCGAAGCUGUUCACGAACGUGUACGUAAAGAACUUUGGCGAAGAUAUGACCGAGGAAGCGUUGCGCGAGAUGUUCGAGAAGUACGGUCCGAUUACGAGCCACCGCGUGAUGAUGAAGGAUGGCAAGAGCCGCGGGUUUGGCUUUGUCGCGUACGAGAGCCCGGAAGCGGCUGAGCGUGCGGUGCAGGAGCUGAACAACAAGGAGCUGCCCGACGGCAAGAUGCUGUACGUGGGUCGCGCGCAGAAGAAGAACGAGCGCCAGAUGGAGCUGAAGCGCCGGUUCGAGCAACUGAAGAUGGAACGGCUGACACGCUACCAUGGGGUGAAUCUGUACGUGAAGAACCUGGACGAUACGAUCGACGACGAGCGUCUGCGCAAGGAGUUCACGCCGUACGGUACCAUCACCUCGGCCAAGGUUAUGUUGGACGAGGGCCGCUCGAAGGGCUUCGGGUUCGUGUGCUUCUCGGCACCGGACGAAGCGACCAAGGCGGUGACGGAGAUGAACGGACGCAUCGUUGGCUCGAAGCCACUGUACGUGGCCCUUGCCCAGCGCAAGGAGGAGCGCAAAUCGCACCUAGCCAGCCAGUACAUCCAGCGCGUCAACAAUCUGCGCAUGCAGCAAAUCGGGCAGGUGUACCAGCAGAGCGGCAGCUACUUCAUGCCCACCCUCGCUCAACCGCAACGCUUCUUCGGACCGCAGGUUGCACCGGUGCGCACCGCUCCACGCUGGUCCGCCAGCGCGCAGAUUCGCCCGAACGCGGGCAACCAGAAUGUGGCCGCCAAUGCACCGGCCGGCGGCUAUCCGGCAAUUGCUGCGGCGCACGUCGCCAACAACCAGUACCGCCAGGCGGGCAACGUGCGCGGCGCCAACCAGCAGGCACCGAACGCACAAUCGGCCCAAGCCUCGUCCGCUGCCAUGCGUAACGCGGCGCGCCCGAUCACUGGCCAGCAGACGGCGGCUAACAUGCAGACGCGUCCGGUUGCGCCACAGCUCGCCGCCGGACAGACGCGUGCCCAGAACUACAAGUUCACGCAGGCCAUGCGCAACCCGCAGAUUCCGCAGCCGGUCCCGAUCCAGGCUCAACCCGUCGCCCAGCAAGCCGUCAUCGUUAAAGGCCAAGAACCGCUCACGGCUUCCAUGCUGGCAGCUGCCCAGCCGGCCGAACAGAAGCAGAUGCUCGGCGAACGGCUGUUCCCGCUGAUCGAGCAGAUGUAUCCGAAUCUUGCCGGCAAGAUUACCGGCAUGUUGCUCGAAAUCGACAACUCCGAGCUGCUGCACAUGCUGGAGCACAAGGAAUCGCUCACGGCAAAGACUGAGGAGGCUGUCGCUGUGCUGCAGGCGCAUCACAAGACUUCGGCCCAGCCCAACUAAAGCGCUGCCGAAGCACCAGUGGAAGACGGGGAAAUGGGUCACGGGCGUAAGACUGCCCGCCCCGUUUUGUUAGGCCGGCGCGUGUCCAUCGCGCGCACCAGCAGUUGUAGUAUGGCAGAGGAAAUUCUAACCGAGAUUUGUGUCUCUGGUGUGCCCUGUGCAAGGUGGUGGAUGUUGUUUUCGUGGGGGGGUUAAAUUAAAUUAAACGAUCUCCUUCUCACAAUAUUCCCAUUUUGCAGGCGGUGUGUUUCUUCUCGUAGGAGGGGAGGGUCUUCAGCAGAGGGCGGGUGUGUGUUUGCGGGAGGUACGCGUCCGGCAGCGAAUGGGGUGUAACGUUUUCGUCCAAGUAUUCUGCACCCAUUCGGCGGGCGGUCGGAUUUUUUUUUUUGAUUCAUUAUUCAUACUAUAAUAUUGAAUAUGUCAUUUACUCGCGUAAAAACCAGCGCUAAACGAUUUCUCUGCAACCCAAACGGCCCAGCCCAGCUUUUUUGUGUGCGCACGCUACAAAAUUUCUUAUUACGAUAAUAAUACCCCCUUAUCAAGUAUAUAUUACACAAAAAAUAUAUGUAUCAAAAAAUAUAUAUUCAAAACAAAAAUGCAACAAAAAAAAAGGAAAAACCAAAAUAUGAAAAUGGUAACUUAAAAAACACAGCAAAAUGAACGAGUGAAACCAUCCUUGCCCCGCCGCGCCGCGACUUGGAAGGAGCAGGUUAGGCGCGCGCGGUGGUCGGAUAAGUAAAAGCGACAAACAGAGCAAAAGAAAAGAGAAAAAAAAGUACAGAAAAUUCACUAAAAAAACAGUAAACAACAGAAAAUGAAAAACGCAAAAAGGUGCGGAGAGCAGUAAUAUGUUUUGUUUUGUUAGAGAGAGAAGGAGUGGAGUACCUUCAAAGUCGGUGGUGAACCUGUAACGAAGAAGCAGCACGUGCGGUGAAGGUGUAGUGGAAGCAUGUAAUGGAAUGGACAGACGAAGGAAUAGAAAAGAUCGGACCCAUAUUAGAUCUUUCGACUGUCCUGGCGUCUUGCAAAGCGAUUCCGAAUUUAAAGAAACCGAGAGCGUUUGGCGGCAAUAGAAGGGGAGAAGGACGCGAAAUAGAGAGAAACCACCAUCUCUAGGAAGGCAAUAAAAAACAGGAAAAAGAGAGGAAAAAAAAUGUGAGCCACUCAACAAAACCUUUGAAAAUUGGAAAUGUUCUAAGAAAAAGAAAAAAGAAACAAAAAGAGCCGUCAGAGAAUUGUAAUGGGAGCAAGAACAACCGAUGCGACAGUCUACAGAGAAAAACGGAAAAAAAUAUCGUAAAACACACGAAAUAAAAUGCAAAAAAUUGAAAAAUAUACCAGAAACAAAUGGAAAACUCAACAAAAAAGAGAAAAAAAAAACUUUCGUGAGCAGCAGAAGAUGAGGGAGAGAUGAUGAGAUGGUGUAGAGUCAAUCAAAGCACGAGAAUGAAAAAAUAACAACAGAACAAAAAAAAAACUGAAAAAACUUGCAACUAACGAAAAUUCUACAAAACAAAAAGGAGAACAAGGAGAGAGAGAGAGAGAGAGGAAGAGGGUUAAAAAGGGAAGAGAGCGAGUUAGAGGUGGUUGUGCCGCGCGCGCGGAUCUUUGGAAGUGUUUGUGUUAUCUUUUUUGGUUUAGCAUAUUAUUUUCGCUGUUGUGAACUGCACACAGAGAGCGCUAUCUCCCUCGGAAGUAGUCAGCAGAAAAGACACACACACACACACACGCUGACUAGUUUUGUUUUUCUUCUCGUCCUUGUAGGAAGAGCUCAUGUGUGUCAGCUCUCCCGAGCGAAAUCGUCACGUGCUGCACAGUUGGCUUCGGCGCAACUUUCCGCGGUAAAAUAGACUUUUGUUUGCUUAAAAAAAAAACCACCACAGAGAGAGAGAGAGAGAGCAAAUGAAAAAAACACCCGAGAAAAGCGGGGAAAAUUUACACGUUAGUUUCAUUUUUCAAUAGAGCACGCAAAGCUCUCAGAAGAUCGAAAUCACCCCCCCUAAAUCGUAGAAGUCGCGGCAAACAUUUUCUUUUUUUUUUACGUUUCCUUCCCAAGAGAAUGAUCAACAGCAUCGAUCACUUGGUGUUGGGCAAAAUAGCAAAUAGGUUGUGGGGGUCCUGGUAAGCUAUUCAGCAAGCUUUUAGAUCUUUGCUACGCAGUUCGCGAGUGAUUUGUACAAAAAGUACAACACACACACACACACACACACAGAGUUCAAAAACCAAAACAUUUAAACCAAAUUUGCGCGAUUACGAAGAACCUCCGCUCCGAACCGGGGAUCUAACGAAAGCCACCAACUACACACAACCCCCCAGUAAAAUAUCGUUUUUUUUCCCCAGAGUUGGGUUACAACGCAUGUGUGUGUGUGUGUUUCAGUUUCAUAUUCAAAGUACUCCGGGCGUUCUAAAUUACACGAGGAAAACGUUUUUUUUCUUUCUAAAACCAACCAACCAACCAAACCCAAUACAACACAUGUUUCUAUUUCAAUAAAGCGAUAAGAUCCGGA